Messenger RNA from Phascolarctos cinereus (koala), 2231 nucleotides. It is a transcript of the gene AZI2, whose product is annotated as 5-azacytidine induced 2. Gene Ontology annotation, cellular component: cytoplasm. The record is from RefSeq and is a predicted model, not a curated record. NCBI's taxonomy places the organism in Eukaryota, Metazoa, Chordata, Mammalia, Diprotodontia, Phascolarctidae.
GGACCACCUGCCCUGUGGCCCGCUGACGGGCCAGGGCCGAGGGCUGCUCGGAGGCGGCGGCGGCGGCGGCGGCGGCGAAGCCUUGAACACAGAGCCAGCCGGAGAGCUCCCCUUCCCCUUCCGGGCCGGGAAAGCCGGCAACGCCUUCCAUUCUUCCGAGUGGAAAUCCUGCCCCCCUCCCCAGGCCGAGGGGAGGGACGGGGCGGGGGUCUCCCCUUCUCCAGCUAUCAUGGAUGCACUAAUUGAAGAUGACAUCUGUAUUCUGAACCAUGAAAAGACUCAGAGGAGAGAUACCAUCACUCCUGUGUCAAUCUAUGCAGGGGAUGAGUCUAUGGCUUCCCAUUUUGCCCUUGUCACAGCAUAUGAGGACAUCAAAAAGAGACUUAAAGAUUCAGAGAAGGAGAAUUCCCUCUUAAAGAAAAGAAUACGAUUUCUGGAAGAAAAGCUUCUUGAAAACCGAUUAGAUGAAGAAACAAGCUCUGUAGGACGAGAACAAGUAAACAAGGCCUAUCAUGCUUAUCGGGAGGUCUGCCUAGACAGAGAUAAUUUGAAAAGCAAAUUGGAUAAAAUGAAUAAAGACAAUUCUGAAUCUUUAAAAGCAUUAAAUGAACAGCUACAGACUAAAGAAGUUGAGCUCCUCCAGCUCCGGACCGAGGUGGAGACUCAGCAAGUGAUGAGGAAUCUAAAUCGACCUUCAUCCAACUGGGAGGUAGAAAAGUUGAGCAAUGACUUGAAAAUCCAUGGUUUGGAACAGGAGCUGGAAGUGAUGAGAAAGGAAUGUACUAGUCUAAGAACAGAACUGCAAAAGUCAAAACACAAGGAUCAGUCUCAGGAAGACAAUCUCAGCUUCUCAGCAGACUUCCAAAGGCCAAGCAUUCCAAGUGAUAACAUGCAGUAUGCCUACUGGGAGCUGAAGAGAGAAAUAUCUAAUUUACAUCUUGUGACUCAAGUGCAAGCUGAACUACUAAGAAAAUUUAAAGCUCCAUCUACAGUCAAGAAAGCUUGUGCACCAGUCCAGUGUGUUGAAGACCUAGUGAAGGACUGCACAAAAUUACAUUUGACGUCUUUAACUGCAACCUACAAAAGACACGCUCCUCUUUCACCAAAUGGUAAAGCCCUCAGUAGUGCCAUGGGUUCUCCUCUGUCCGGAGAUACAAAGAUUUUACUGGAGAGAGCAAGUCUUCAGUCAUGGGCAGAUAAUGAGAGAGUCAUCCCUGGUGGUUGUACAAACUUUCAAGAACAGAAUUCCUAUGGCAGAAAUUCUUUAGAAGACAAUUCGUGGGUAUUCCCAAGCCCCCCAAAAUCUAGUGAGACAGCAUUCGGGGAAAGUAAAAGUAAAACACCUUCCCCCAACCUACAUCACCUGGAUCGGCAUAAUCCAAACUGCCUUUUCAAGAACUAAUUCAGAAGAGACUUGUGGUCGCCUUGGGAAGAGCUGCUGGCAUCGGGAUGAUGUGCGAGAAACACAUGCAAGGAACUGGUUCCGUUGUGGCAUGGUGUUCUGUGACUGUCCUUGAUUUCAAGUACACUGGGAUUUGCACAUACUGUCUACAGUCAUGUAGUUAAGGUUUGUUUCCUUCAGCAUAGACUAAAACACCUGUGCUAACCAGCUCUCUUUUAGCUAAGUAUAGACACAUGCACUACUUAAUAAGUUGCAGGAAUUCUCUUAGUGUUUUUAAAAGACGACUCUACCUUUGAUAACAACUGCUGCAGAUUUAGGCAUCUCAGGCAAAGAAAAAUGAUAGGAACUGGGUUUUGAGUUUGAGGUCAGAAAAAUACUGAGACAGGUUUUGUAAGGUGUCUAAAUCAUAAAUAUAUUCACACAAGAAUAAUAGGAAGGUUGAUGGAGUUCUGGUGCAAAUCAUGUAAAUUACAAAAAACAAAACAAAACAAAUCUUACCUAGGGGAGCAGCCAACUAGUAAAACAUAUUUCAAUUCCCACUGGUCUUUUUAUGAACACACAUAGAUUGUGGAAAUAUUGGGAUGGAAUAAUUAUUCUAUGAAUAAUCCAUUUCUGUAUACCAUUUUAGUUCAGAUUUUCAGAAUUAAAAUUGCUUUCUAGGCCCAAUGGUGCUUGUUACCAAAGUACUAGAAUGCUCACCAUUGCUUUUGUGUGAUUUUAAUUCUGUUUACAACCCAGACACUCAGUCAUUGGGAACUGGCCACAUUCAAUAGCUCCCUGGAGCAUUCCAUUUAAAAGUAAGAUUUUUUUUUAAGUAAAAAAAAAAAAA